This is a messenger RNA of Scylla paramamosain (green mud crab), 1077 nucleotides long. RefSeq lists its product as uncharacterized. Lineage: Eukaryota; Metazoa; Arthropoda; Malacostraca; Decapoda; Portunidae. Bases 1 to 522 code for a protein of 173 amino acids. The record is from RefSeq and is a predicted model, not a curated record. The transcript is spliced from 4 exons.
AUGUGUAUUGCCCCAGUGAAUGACACUCCUGCGAUGACACUUGAUGAACUGAGGCCUGGGAUGGAAGCAGUUCUGUCUUUUUGCUUCCCUCCCUCUGUACAUUCUGAGAGGCCCUACAGUGUCACCAUCAACCAUUACGAGUCCUUCUGCCGCUACAAGUACACGUAUCGUCGCUGUGGUCUUAUGGUUCGGCGGCACAAAUUUGCCUCAGCGCGUUUGCGGCUGGGCUACCCUCCGCCGUGGCAGAUUGCCGGGGUGGAGGGGCGAGCCUCCCUUGAUAGUGUCGCCUGUGCCAACACCAUCGAGCACUACUGCCUAGCGUGCUCCACUAAUCGACACCUCAUACCCCAAGGCGGUGGUGGGGGGGCAGGAGUGCGUAGCCUGGAGGAGGCUGGCGAGGGUUAUGGAGAGGGUCCUGGCAUCGCCCCUCUCCCCGUACUCACUCGCUCUCCCCCUUGGACUCUCUCCGGAACAACUAGCGGCGGGGCUGGAAUUCGGCGAGAGUUUAGCAGGCUUCGCUAAGAUUGGGCUGGAAGUUAGCGGAAAAGGAGGCGUGGCACGUGACAAUGCAAUAGAGGGCUUACACAGGGCAGGCGUGACUGGGCCCUAGAGAGAGAUACGCUCAUCCUGCAGAGAGAGAGAGAGAGAGGAUAUAUUAAAUUUUUUCGUUAUAUAUUCUAUUUAUUUAUUUAUUUAUUAUUUUAAGGGGGUAUUUUAUUUUCUCAAUAUUUUUCGUUCGUUUUUGUAAUGGAAUGUUUAAUUUUAUCUAUAUUUGUUUACAUUUUUUAUCUAUUUGUUUCGAUUUUAUAUUCAGUUUAUUUAUCAUUAUUUUUAAGAUCAUUUAUUUACUUUAUUUAUUUUUCGCUCGUUUUCGAAAUGGGAGUGUUUAAUUUUACAUAUAUUUUCAUCUAUUUUUAAUUUCUUCGAAUUAAUAUCCAGUUUAUUUAUUUAUUAUUACUUCUAAGUGUGUCGUAAGUACUUACAAGGAUCAUUUAUUUAUUUAUUUUUAUUUUCCGUCCAUUUUUUUUUAUGGAAACUUAUUUUCAUCUAUAUUCCCGUUUUGUUACUUGUUCAUGC